UAUGUAUCUCUAGCAUAGCCACCCCGGGAUUAUUCCUCAUACAUGUACAUUCAAGCUUAUAAUUAGCAUGUUACGAGGUUGUUCAACUUUUGUCACUGGUUAUUUCCAAGCUUGUUACAUGGUUUUCACAUGGUUGACAAAUGACUGAAAGGUUGUAACUACAUCUAUAUACCUUGCAACAACCACAUAGCAAGGUUGUUACAGUUGGAAUUUGUCUAUGGGCAUGUUUCCAUUGGGUUUGGGUAGAAGAAGCCUUGCAGAGCCUGUAUAUACUAAGAAAUACUGCACUACAUUGUAUGUACAGUCAUGCACAUGUAUAACUUAGCCUGACAUUUGCGUGUUACUAUACUAUACGUACAUUGUACGGUAUACAUGUAUGUGUAAUUAUGACCCGAUGUGCGUGGGUGGUCACGGGUAUAGAGUAGUCGUUUGGUUUGUAAUUUUGUAAUUUCUGAGCCUGCUCACCUAGAUGCUAUAGUGCUGCGUUUACAGUACGGAUAGCCUUCACGCAACAAGUUAUUAGUUUUAUAAUAGUGGCAGAAUUUGAUUGCUUCAUUGUCGAAUAACGUUGGCUACAUGGCCUCUAGCUACAGUCACCCUUUAUGUGAGGCAUGUAUUUACAGCUGAAGUGAUCCUGUACCAGGAACAAUGGAAAAGGGUCACUAAAAUAGAAAGCUAGAAUUGUGAUUAGGGUUGUUGCUUCUUUGCUUAUCCCUAGCCCCAGACCAUGCAGGAGCCAUAACUCUCUAGGCUCUUUUCUGACUGACUUUGCUGUGAUCCUAGUAUGCCUCAUGAAUGCAAAACAGUUUCAGCAUACCUAAUUUCAGUGCUUCUUAGCCAGCUUCCACUACUACUGCAUUUAUUGUAUUCAUGUAAACAGCGGAGGGUUAGCACUUCAGUGCUCUAUUUGAGUGUAUAUUUGAUUUGUGGUGGGUGCUACAAUGCAAUGAACAACACCAUAACACCUGUACAUUUCAAAGGCAUUGUGCACCCAUCAGUAUACCCCUGAAUGAGUACAACAUUCCUUUCAUUCCUGUGUUAAUUGGUUAGGCUUAAAGGUCGCCUAAAAUGACAGGUUGUGAGAGGAGACCUUCACAUACAUGUACAUGUAUAAAAGCAAUCCCUGAGUAUCAACAUCUUAUAUCACCCUUCAAAUCUGAUAAAGUGGAAUCUCUUCUAAAAUGGCAUCCAAGACAUCUCUACUCUCCAAUGCUACCAGUCACUAUGUUGUUCAGCUUGACAACAAAGAGUGUGUCAUUGUUUCCUCUGAGAGAGUUGCUUUUCCCUUCUCCUUUCCCUCGAGUAGCUGCUCUGUACUAUGGCAUGAUGGCCGACUACACACUGCUUCUAUUCUGGGUCGCACUGUCAAUGGAACGCCACCAAGUCCUCAGCAGGAGAGAAGCGAAGAAGACUCUGUAGAUGAAACACCACUGGCCAAGCGUUCAAGUAGCACUCCUGUCUGUCAAGGGAAGCGUGUGUCAUUCAGUAUUCCAGAGUGUUCUCAUGUUAGACGCCUGCCAGAUAGUGUGGUGGAUACAACCUGCUCAAGUCUCACCAGCUCCAGUACCUUUAACUCUACUAUUACCGACAGUCACAGUUACUCAAUGGAUGCUGGCAUGAAGACACAAAGUGACAUGCUGGACUUCAUUCCGACUCCAUUCGAGGAUUGGUACCUUGAGGACCGGGUCGAGGAAUAUGACGACGAUGUUCUUGGUCUACCGUGGUAUGCCUGCAACGAGUCUGACGUCAAUUACCCUGUCACCAUCAGCCCACUAGAAACGAAACUCUGAUCCAAUUGUUAUUUUUUCAAUCCACCAUUUUUUCUUCUUAUAUUAUUAUAUUAUUUUAUAUUGUUAACAGUUAAUUUAUGUCUGUGUUACUGAUGUGAUCGUGUUACUAUUCAAUUGCAUGCCAUGGUCAAAACUUCAAUGGUCAUUAACAUUACAAUUGAGUGUAAUAAUUAUACUGAUUACCGUGACACUUUUUUAACUACAGUAUAUUCGCCCUCA
Molecule: messenger RNA, 2009 nt
Organism: Halichondria panicea
Lineage: Eukaryota; Metazoa; Porifera; Demospongiae; Suberitida; Halichondriidae
Exons: 3
Coding region: 1182-1790 (202 amino acids)
Source: RefSeq, a predicted model, not a curated record